Medicago truncatula (barrel medic) is the source of this 1940-nucleotide messenger RNA. Its product is annotated as high affinity nitrate transporter 2.5. The coding region runs from base 150 to 1682 and encodes 510 amino acids. The transcript has 3 exons. Lineage: Eukaryota; Viridiplantae; Streptophyta; Magnoliopsida; Fabales; Fabaceae. Gene Ontology annotation, biological process: transmembrane transport. Gene Ontology annotation, molecular function: nitrate transmembrane transporter activity. The record is from RefSeq and is a predicted model, not a curated record.
GCUUCAUUUCUCAUUCACUUUUAAGCUAAAAGUCAAACAAAGUAGUUGGCUUUGUGCACAAAAUCUUGAUGUCAAAAACACAUUAAAACUUCUUACACAUUACCUCAACACAAAUCAACACUCCCAUAGCCAAUCCAAGAAACACAAUCAUGAACAUAGAACACCCAACACCAUCAACAAACCAACCUCAACAACAACAAAAAUUCUCCCUCCCCGUAGAUUCAGAAAACAAAUCAACUAUAUUCAAAAUCCACUCAAUAGCAAAACCUCACAUGCUAGCAUUUCAUCUAUCAUGGUUCUCAUUCUUUGCAUGCUUUGUUUCUAGCUUUGCAGCAGCACCACUUGUUCCUAUAAUCCGUGACAACCUUAACCUAACAGCCACGGAUAUAGGAAAUGCCGGUGUUGCUUCUGUUUCUGGUGCUGUUUUUGCAAGAAUUGCAAUGGGAACAGCUUGUGAUUUGGUCGGUCCUCGUCUUGCUUCUGCUGCUUUGAUUCUAUUGACUUCACCUGCUGUUUACUUCACUUCUAUUAUCAAUUCUCCUACUGGUUUUCUUCUUGUGAGAUUCUUUACUGGCUUUUCUUUAGCCACUUUUGUUUCUACUCAGUUUUGGAUGAGUUCUAUGUUUUCUACUACUGUUGUUGGAAGAGCAAAUGGUUUCUCAGGUGGGUGGGGUAACCUUGGUGGAGGAGCAACACAACUCAUCAUGCCACUUGUGUUUUCUCUUAUACAAGAUUUUGGUUCAACAAAAUUCACUGCAUGGAGAAUUGCAUUUUUCAUUCCUGCAUUUUUGCAAUCUUUAACAGCAUUUUCAAUUUUAAUAUUUGGUCAAGAUUUACCAGAUGGUAAUUUUCAUGGUUUGAAGAAAUCAGGUGAAAAAGAAAAAGAUGAAAUUUCAAAAGUAAUUUACCAUGGUGUGUUAAAUUAUAGAGGGUGGAUAUUAGCUUUGACUUAUGGUUAUUGUUUUGGUGUGGAGUUGACCAUUGACAAUAUCAUAGCUGAAUAUUUUUAUGACAAGUUUAACCUUAAACUUCACACUGCUGGAAUCAUUGCUGCAAGUUUUGGUUUGGCUAAUGUUUUUUCUAGACCUGGAGGUGGUUUAUUAUCUGAUUUAAUGGCUAAGAGAUUUGGAAUGAGGGGUAGAUUAUGGUGUUUGUGGAUUUGUCAAACAUUGGCUGGUGUUUUUUGUGUGAUCUUGGGACUUGUUGGAUCUUUAAGUGUGUCUGUUGUUGUUAUGCUCAUAUUUUCUGUUUUUGUUCAAGCUGCUUGUGGAAUGACUUUUGGAAUUGUUCCUUUUGUCUCAAGAAGGUCCUUAGGAGUGAUAUCAGGAAUGACAGGAGGAGGAGGAAACGUAGGAGCAGUUCUAACCCAACUAAUUUUCUUCAAAGGAUCAAGAUUUUCAAAAGAAAGAGGAAUAACACUAAUGGGAGCCAUGAUCAUAAUAUGCACCUUACCAUUAUUCUUAAUCUAUUUUCCACAAUGGGGUGGCAUGUUUUUUGGUCCAUCAUCUACAAAAGUCACAGAAGAAGAUUACUAUUUGGCUGAAUGGAACUCAAAGGAGAAGGAGAAAGGGUCUCAUCAUGGUAGCUUGAAAUUUGCUGAUAAUAGUAGAAGUGAAAGAGGUAGAAAAUUGAACAUUUCAACUAGGCCUUCUGAAGAUGUUACACCACCACAAAAUGUUUGAUUUUUUUAUAUAUUUUUUGUGUGUGUAAAUUUGUGUAUCUUUAUUGGAACAAUAAAGUUUCAAUGUCAUUGUUCUUUAGUUACAUAUUCACAUGGUUUGAUAGAGUUUUCAGUUUCUUCACUCUUAAGUUACAUACUUUCACCCUUUCUAUUUGUAAUAUAAAGGUUACAUUACUUAAUCACAUAGUAGUAGUAAAGUUGUUAAUAUUUAAAAACUUAGAAGUUUGCACGAAGAAGAAAAUGUAUAUUUCAUUGUUUA